Harpia harpyja (harpy eagle) is the source of this 2215-nucleotide messenger RNA. RefSeq names its product cytohesin 1 (gene CYTH1). Bases 226 to 1425 code for a protein of 399 amino acids. Gene Ontology annotation, biological process: regulation of ARF protein signal transduction. NCBI's taxonomy places the organism in Eukaryota, Metazoa, Chordata, Aves, Accipitriformes, Accipitridae. The transcript is spliced from 13 exons. The record is from RefSeq and is a predicted model, not a curated record. Gene Ontology annotation, molecular function: guanyl-nucleotide exchange factor activity.
CCCCGGCUGGUCGUGGCAGGAACAGGGUGUUGCUGGUGCUGGCUCCUGGCAAGGCCAGGCCGGGAAGCAUGACGCCCGGGCGGCUGCGGAGCUCAUUGGCCCGGCACAGCCCUGACUCACCCCAGGAAGCACCGGGGUGGGCAGGUGUCCGCGCCCCAAAACAGCAGCACCUCUCCGGAGCAGCACGGGCACAGCGGACGGAGCCGGUGGAGACAGCUUGCCAGGAUGGUGCUCAGGGCGGAGGGCAGCGUGCCCAGUGACCUGACCCCAGAGGAGUGCCAGGAGCUGGAGAACAUCCGCCGCCGCAAGCAGGAGCUGCUGGCUGACAUACAGCGGCUGAAAGAUGAGAUAGCAGAAGUGACGAAUGAGAUCGAGAACCUGGGGUCCACGGAGGAGAGGAAAAACAUGCAGAGGAACAAGCAGGUGGCCAUGGGCAGGAAGAAGUUCAACAUGGAUCCCAAGAAGGGCAUCCAGUUCCUGAUCGAAAACGACCUGCUGAAGAAUACGUGCGAGGAUAUUGCUCAGUUCCUUUACAAGGGAGAGGGCCUCAACAAGACAGCCAUCGGUGACUACCUGGGUGAGAGGGAUGAGUUCAACAUCCAAGUCCUGCAUGCCUUCGUGGAGCUGCAUGAAUUCACUGACCUCAACCUCGUGCAGGCUCUGCGGCAGUUCCUGUGGAGCUUCCGCCUGCCCGGGGAGGCGCAGAAGAUCGACCGGAUGAUGGAGGCCUUCGCCCAGCGGUACUGCCAGUGCAACCCCGGCGUCUUCCAGUCCACAGACACCUGCUACGUGCUCUCCUUCGCUAUCAUCAUGCUGAACACCAGCCUGCACAACCCCAACGUCAAGGACAAACCUACAGCGGAGCGCUUCAUCGCCAUGAACCGUGGCAUUAACGACGGGGGAGACCUACCUGAGGAGCUGCUUCGGAAUCUCUAUGAAAGCAUCAAGAAUGAACCCUUCAAAAUCCCUGAGGACGAUGGCAAUGACCUCACCCACACCUUCUUCAACCCCGACCGGGAGGGCUGGCUCCUGAAGCUAGGAGGAGGCAGGGUGAAGACGUGGAAGCGACGCUGGUUCAUCCUGACCGACAACUGCCUUUACUACUUCGAGUACACGACGGAUAAAGAGCCCCGUGGCAUCAUCCCGCUGGAGAACCUGAGCAUCCGUGAGGUGGAGGACUCGAAGAAGCCCAAUUGCUUUGAGCUCUACAUCCCCGACAACAAGGACCAGGUGAUCAAGGCCUGCAAGACGGAGGCGGACGGGCGAGUGGUGGAGGGGAACCACACGGUGUAUCGCAUCUCUGCCCCCACGCCCGAGGAGAAGGAGGAAUGGAUCAAGUGCAUCAAGGCAGCGAUCAGUCGGGACCCUUUCUACGAGAUGCUGGCUGCCAGGAAGAAGAAGGUCUCCUCCACCAAGAGACACUAGCAGCCUCCGCUGGCCCUGCGAGGCUGGCUUGCCCCCGGCAGCCUGAGCAUCUCCCCUCCCCGGAGGGCUGCAGGGCUGGGGCUGCGCUGCAGCCUGGCCCUCGGGGGCCCAGGACCCAGCUUCAGCUUCGCAGUUUCUUUACUGGGGGGAGGAGGAGGGGGCACAGGCAUCUCGGUGGCUCCGGCCCCCCCAUCACUGCCUCAUUUCCAGGAAAGCAUCUUCACGGGCUGGAGCUGGGACACCGACACCGCUGCGUUGCAGGGAGCCCCAUCCUGCCCCGGGCUCGGCUGCAGGAUGGGGAGUGCUGCAUGUGUGUACUGUCCUCCCCUCCCGCCUCGGCCAGCCAGGGCACCACGGGCACCCUCCCUGCUCCCGAUCCUCCCAGCAAGCAUGCAGCCGCACAUGCCACUGGGUCACCCCCAGCAGCCACGUCCUGAAGCACUUCGGGUGUCCCAUCGGGAAGGCGAACGGCUGCUGGUUAGCAGCUGGCGGUUUUGGGAUGCUGCAGGUGCUGGGGUGAAGGGUGGCAGCCCCAGGGCAGCUGGGGGGGCCCCGCAGAGGCAUGACUUCUGGCCCUCGUUGUAGCGGGCCUGGGUCUGUCCUGGGCUUCCCCAUGCUGCUGCCUUGGAGCCUCCCAGCUGUCGCCUGCACCAGGGAUGGUCCCUGCGGGCGCAGGGACGGCUCAGGGGCCGGGAGUUGUCACGGUCAGCGGUGUGCAGUGGUGCCACAUGGGGCACAGACGUGUCCUUGCCCAGCCGUGGGGUGCUGGAGCUCAGAUGAGAGCCCCUGU